AUGGCGGAAGAUGGCUCCCCUCCACAGUUCCUAGAGCCACCAACGAUCACCGCCCUCAAGAGUGAUGCCGGCUUCGGCGGCGAGGUUAACCGCCAUGCCAUGGAAAGGUCAUUCAGUCAAGACAUUCAAGAAGGCACACAAGAUCUGAAAGAGGCGGCCGAGCAGACACGGAAUAUUAUCCUCGACCUCGGUCUCGAUGGUCACAUACGAUGGGUCAGCCCGUCCUGGACCGACGUGGUUGGUACACACCUUGACGCGGUCCAAGGACACAAAAUUUCAGAGUUCAUCAGCGAUAACCCGGACAUCUUUGAUGCCGCAAUAGAGGCUCUGAAAUCCAAUGACUCCAAAAGCCAGUAUGUCAAGUUUGCCGUCAAAAUUGGCGAGUCCUCGGCCAUGGCCCCGAUGCUCGAAACAAGACACGGUCACGGGCUGGACGAGGACGAUGUUGAGGUGGACAAGACACAAUCAUCAACUUUGGAGCUAGAAGGGCAGGGAAUCAUGGUGUACGAUCGCAGUUCUGGAGGGGAAUCACAUUCCAUGUGGAUGUUGCAACCUGCACAAGACCCCGUGCGAAUUGAGAUCGCCCUUCCCCAAGCUCUGGUCGAUACGCUCGGGGUUGGUGCUGAGAUUCUGGCCAAAUACCUCACUGAGUUAGCGGAGGCCGGCGCUAAUGAUCCUGAGAACCACCCCCCUCCUCUGCCUAUUCUAUGCCGGGUGUGUGAACGCUCAAUCGUGCCCUGGUGGUUUGAGAAGCACUCCGACCUCUGCGUGCAGGAACACCGAGCUGAGCUCGAUGUCCAAAUGAUCCAGGAAAAUUUAGCAGAGCACCGCAACGCCAUAGUCAAGGUCCUGGACGCCUUCGAGGCUCGCCAGGGACGAACCUCUACAGACAGUUCCUCCGGCCAAGCGCCGACGCCUGAGUACAAGGGUUUGCCAAUUGGUCCAUCCCCAGUCCAGUCCUCUGCUGCUUCAUCGGCUGCUGCUUCACAUACAGCUAGCCCAGUAAGAUCGAGGAGCCCAUCUACCGCAGGUCUUGGCCACGCUCGCGCUCGUUCGUUCGUCGUGCGAAGACCAUUGGUUCGAGUUGUCGAAUUAAUCCUUGAUCUGUGUGACACUGCCAUUGAGAUCAAUGUACCUUCAAUCAAGGAUAGCAAGAGCAGCGAUGACGACGACGAAUUCAGGUCACAAUCACCCCAGUCAGAGUCCAGGAUAUCCCAGAUUAUGCAAUGGCAGGCCCCCAUCAGCUUAGAGAACGAGCCUGGCUUGGCCGCCCUGAGUGCUGAUACUGAAAAGCUCGCUCGGUCAAAGGUUGACGCUGUUCGUCGCCACCAGUAUGUUCUUGAGUACUCGGAACGCAUUCGGCAAGAAUACAUGGCUGAGGUCGAUGCCUGUAUCAAUGAAGCCCUCAUCAAAGCCGAACGGGUAGCUGCGGGAGAGACCUUAUCAAGCGACAGUGAAUCUGAAAUGGAUCCUGCACUUCAGGGCAUUAUUGAGAGCGCUGGAGAGGACGAACAACCUACGCCAUUGGCGGGAGAGCCCGAAAAUAGUCCAGCAGGAUCAUAUGUUGGAUUAAGAUCAAUGGCGUCGGCCCUACGGAAUCCCAGAGACAUCCCCUACAUUUCCAUGAAAGACCAGCGACGCUCUUCCUCACAAGCUGUGUCGACGGGUUCGAGCAGUCCAAUCGAAUGUCCCACUCCAAAAUCUCACAAAAGUAAUCUCAUAUCGCAACCACAGCCAGUCUCACAUAGGCGCUCCAUUCAUCUUGACGAUGCCAAUGACAGCGACGGCAGUCUACCCUCAUCAUCGAUCAUAUCGAACACCUGGAGGCCAGAGUCGCCAGCUUCCGUUACUGAACAUGGCCGGUCUGCCCAUUCACGAGACCGUAAGAGACGAAGCCUUCACCUCCAUGGGCUUAACUCGGCUUCUCCUCAUCGUCAACAAUCCCCCGGAAGAUACCCGCCACCUCCACCUUCACCCCUUCGCAUGACGAAGUCAAGAAUUCCAAGCGGGGAGAUUGCCCAGUCGCCUGUUGUGUCCCCCUUACUCACAGCUGGCGAGUACAUGCCCCCAGCCCCGGGCCCCCGGCUGCACAGAAGACAAUCAUCGAUACAUUCGGCUGACAAGACACCCUCUUCACCCCAUCUGAACUCGAUAAGCCAUCCUCAGCAACGUGCGCAACCUCCCUCAAUAAAAGAUUUCGAGGUUAUCAAACCGAUCAGCAGAGGUGCUUUUGGCAGCGUGUAUCUGGCAAAGAAGAAAAUUACCGGAGAGUACUUUGCUAUCAAGGUGCUCCGCAAAUCAGAUAUGGUCGCUAAGAAUCAAGUGACCAAUGUCAAAGCGGAGCGUGCCAUUAUGAUGUGGCAGGGCGAGAGCGACUUUGUGGCAAAGCUGUACUGGACCUUUUCGAGCAAGGACUUCCUUUAUCUGGUGAUGGAAUAUCUCAAUGGCGGUGAUUGUGCUUCGCUGGUGAAGAUUCUAGGAGGCUUAAGCGAAGACUGGGCCAAGAAAUAUAUUGCUGAGGUCGUUCUUGGAGUAGAGCACUUGCACAGUCGGGGAAUUGUCCACCGUGACCUGAAGCCUGACAACCUUCUCAUCGAUUCCAGGGGGCAUUUGAAGCUGACUGAUUUUGGUUUGUCUCGGAUGGGACUCAUUGGCCGGCAAAAACGUGCUCUCAAGCAACCCGAUGAACCUGCCCCAGACUUGUUGAAGCAAGGCCCCUUUACACAAUCUGGCACUGGGUCGGGCUCGAACCCUACUUCGAGAUCUGCUUCCUUCGAUUAUGAGGGCCCACAUUCGCCUGCGUCUACACCAUUGAUGACACCAGCUCUGGCGGGGGGCCUCGACCAACCUUCGUAUUUCAAUCUAAAUCGAGAAAGCUCCCUUACCAGAGAGCUGUCCUGGAGCAGAGGUGGUCAAAGAAGCGACAGUGGCAGCAGUUCAACCUUCGAUCUUCAUCAUCUCUUCAAGAAAUUAGGCGUACACGAGAACAACGACGUUGCAUCUCAGCCGGUGCUCCGCUCUCAUGCUGUGGACGAAGAGUCCUACAGUGUGGGGAGCCAAUCGCCGGACAUCUUUCCACUAUCUCAAUCACUGAGUAACAUCUCCCAACCACCGCCACCACCCGCCUCCUCGCAAGUCCUACCUCCUUUGUUUGAUGGCGAAGAGAGCGGCAGAAAAUUUGUGGGAACACCAGAUUAUCUGGCGCCAGAAACGAUCAAUGGCACUGUUCAAGAUGAGAUGUGUGACUGGUGGGCACUGGGAUGCAUCAUGUUUGAAUUCCUCUACGGCUUUCCCCCCUUCAAUGCGGAUAGCACUGAAGAAGUGUUUGACAACAUUUUAAACAGAAGGAUUGCUUGGCCAGAGGAUGAUGAGAUUGAGGUCAGCUCUGAGGCAAAGGACCUUAUCAACAAACUGAUUCAGCUGGAUCCAGCUGACCGCCUUGGGGCUAACAAAGAAGAAAUCUAUCCAAGCGGUGGUGCCGAAAUCCAAGCCCAUCCUUGGUUUUCCGAUAUCAACUGGGAGACGUUACUUGAAGAUGAGGCUCAAUUCAUUCCAAAUCCCGAACAUCCAGAAGACACCGAGUACUUCGAUGCUCGUGGGGCGACUCUCUCCUCGUUCCCGGAAGAGCUCGAAGAUCAGGUCUCUCCCUCCGGAACAACACCAAAUGGACCAGAUUACCCAAAUCGUCCCCAUGAUGCGCUUCUUCGAGUGAGGACGCAGGCAGCUUCCUCUAAACGAGGUCUCAUGCCUCUCCAUAUUCCUCCUCACGUAGCACGGGAUUCUCGGAGUCGACGAUUGAGUGAGCCUGUGAUCGCGGAUGAUUUUGGAAAUUUCACUUUCAAAAACCUGCCAGUCUUAGAAAAGGCGAACAAAGAUAUUGUGGAGAAAAUGCGGAAGGAGGCAAUGCAAGCCCAAGCUCGUGGAUAUUCACAUUCGCAAGCUAUCUCUGUGGCUAACAGCCCUGCUGUGGGUUCUCCUGCCCCUUCGUUGGAGGGGAGCCCCAUGAUGCCAAUGCCCGUGAAACGUGCUUUAUCCAUCAGCAAAGGCCAUCGACCAGGCUCGCCUUCUAGCUUGGGCGGCACUUCGAACUCAUCACCCAGCAGACCUUCUCAGCCUUCGUCGCCGCUCCUGGUCCAGUUCUCCGCUGCACAGCAUCACGAGAGGAGGAAGACUUCUGGUUCAUCCCAAGGAAGCAGCUCUUUAAACCCUGGAAGCUUCUUUGACAUACCUCAUGACGCUGUCCGCCACAAUGGUCAGAUUUCAGCUUCGCCAGUAAAGACAGCCCGCGCGCCGACAGUUUCCCCAGCAAAAGUCAUGAAUCCGCCUCAGCGACAAUCCAGUGCCAGUACCACUGGGCGCACCCGAUCACAGACAGUUGGUUCUCAGGAGAGCGACGGUCAGUCAACGAGAGAUGGCUUCAUCCCCGGGCAUUACAAACGAAAGAGCCAAUUGCUCGCGCGAGACGUGUCGCCCUCGUCUUCAGACAACGAGUCGGCUCAAGCUAAAGCACUGCUCAAGGUGCAACGCCGGAGACAGAGUUCGAGACGAAUGUCACAAAUCAAUUUUGUUGAUGGCCCUGUUUAUCGUCCGCUGGAUGUCUUGAUCUGUGAAGACCACCCUGUCUCUCGGAUGGUCAUGGAAAGGCUCUUGGAGAAGCUUCGAUGUCGGACUGUGACAGCUACUAAUGGACCUGAUGCUCUGCGACUAGCAGUGAGUCAGAUUCAAUUCGAUAUCAUCUUUAUGGAGUUCAAGCUCCCCCUUAUCAACGGUGUCGAUGUUGCUCGAAUGAUUCGAGACACGAAAAGCGCCAACACACAUACCCCUGUUGUGUGCAUCACAGGCUACCUCAAAGAUUUGCCCGAAGCCCACCAUUUCGACACUCUCAUGCAGAAGCCGCCGACGUCCCAAAAACUGUCAGAGAUGCUCUGCAAAUACUGCUCAUGGAAACCUCCGCCGAAAGACUUCAAACUUGCUGCUCCGCUCCACAUUCCGCCCAUCAAUCCCCGGGUUGAACAUGCACAUACUCAAGACAGCCCAAGCUCUGUAGCAUCUAGCCUUGCACCGACGAUGCCUGACUCAUCAUACAAAGGAUCGGCUCGAGAAGAUUCGAUUGGCAGCGGCGGAUUCUUCAGUGAUAUUGAAUCCUUCAAGAGUGACGACAUUCCUGUCAUCGUGUCUCGAGCUGCUACAGACGAGUGGGCGAAGGGCGGGCUGGGUAUCUCUGAUGACAUUGUCAUCGGACGGAAGCCAUACAUACAGAGCGGGUUCCCUCACCUUGUUCAUACCGAGUCCGCUCCCGCAAGUGCACACGUCGAAGAGCCUCCAGGAUUUGGACUUCGUACUCCACGGCGCCAGAAGUCCUCCGAGAUAGUCAAGCAGAAGAGAGACAGGCUGGAAAAAAACAUGCAGAAUCCGAGUGGCGCUGCUGAAGAGGGGGACGAUGAGGAUGAAGAAUUGGGGGACGUCCAGGCCCGUUCUCGUUCACCUUUGAGCAAAGCCGGCCGACCAACCUCCAAGCUCGGGAUUGAAAUGAUGCGUACAAACAGCCGUGGAAGCGUCAUCUCGAUGACCGACGACAAGUCGGGCGAGGCUGAUAACCUCCGGCAAUCCUUGGAGAUUCUGGAAGAGCGCAUGGAAAGUUUGACUAUACCCGAGGAACCAUCUCAAGCUGCCAUUGUUGCCAGCCAACCUCGGAAAAGUCUAGAAAGAGCGGCUUCUUAUCACUCUCACCCUGAACAAGAGUGCGAACGUCGUCCUAGCCAUGGACAGAUCACCCCACCGGUUAUUUUUCCUCGCAAGCCGGGAGCACAAGUCGCACCCAUCGAUGCCGGCGCUGAGGUAACACCUACCGCAAACAGAACGCUCGAUAAGGAGGAAGAAGAAGCUACGCCGAAGCCACUGGGUAGUCCUUCUGGAGCUUCCCUUUCACGGACCAUUAUCGAUGAUUGA
Molecule: messenger RNA, 5949 nt
Organism: Exophiala spinifera
Lineage: Eukaryota; Fungi; Ascomycota; Eurotiomycetes; Chaetothyriales; Herpotrichiellaceae
Exons: 1
Coding region: 1-5949 (1982 amino acids)
Biological process (GO): phosphorelay signal transduction system; peptidyl-serine phosphorylation
Cellular component (GO): cytoplasm; nucleus
Molecular function (GO): ATP binding; protein serine/threonine kinase activity
Source: RefSeq, a predicted model, not a curated record